AUGGGAUUCGGGGAUAGGUGGAUAAGGUGGAUCAAAUAUAGUAUCUCCACAGUUAAAUUCUCAGUUCUAGUUAACAGAUCCCCAGUGGGGUUUUUCUCUCCUCAAAAGGGCAUCAGGCAGGGCGACCCUCUCUCGCCGUUCCUCUUCAUCCUUGCCAUGGAAGGAUUUAGCAAAAUGAUUGACAAGGCAAAUCAAUUACAAUGGCUGAAGGGUUUUGAUGUAGGCAGGGUUUUUGAAAAUUCAGUUUCUAUCUCACAUCUGCAUUAUGCAGAUGAUACGUUAAUUUUUUGUGGCGCAGAGUCAUCCCAAGUGCAAUACUUAAAUCUCACCCUCUUAAUUUUUGAGGCACUGUCUGGUCUCCAUAUCAACAUGCUAAAAAGUGUACUUUACCCAGUUAAUGCAGUUCCUAACCUAAGGGAGUUGGCAGAUAUACUAGGUUGCAACAUUGGCUCACUACCUGCCACUUACCUGGGGUUGCCCCUAGGUGCAAAAUUCAAAUCAACUGAAGCUUGGAAUGGGGUCAUUGAGAAGUUCGAAAAAAGGCUCGCUUCCUGGCAGAGGCAACUAAGCAGGGACAAAGACUCCACCAUCUCAAAAUACAGAGAAAAUAGCAGCUGGAACACUUUAUUCAGAAGGAAUGUCAACGACUGGGAACUUGAAGAACUACUGACUCUACUUGCAAGAUUGGAGGAGUGCAUGUUGGAUACACAGUCAGCGGAUAGAUUAAAAUGGGGGAACUCAAAGGAAGGAAUUUAUUCAGUGAAGGCAGGUUAUACUCACCUCCAUGCUCAAAAUGAUUUGAUCAAUAAUUGGCCAUGGAAAUUGAUCUGGAGAACUAAACUUCCAACGAAAGUCAUAUGCUUCACUUGGAUAGCAAUUCGGGAAGCAUGUUUAACUCAGGACAAUCUCCUCAAAAGAAGCUUUCAGAUUCCAAACAGAUGCUAUAUGUGUAGGCAAGCUGCAGAAACCACCAACCACCUUCUUUUGCACUGUUCAGUUGUCUACGACAUUUGGUGUAUGUUCUACUCUAUUUUUGGGCUAAGUUGGGUCAUGCCACAAAGUACCAAAGAAGCGGUUGAAGUUUGGAGCUCAUUGAAAGCUGGCAAAUCCAUCAAGAAGAUCUGGAACAUGAUACCAGCAUGCAUUUUUUGGGUAGUAUGGGCAGAAAGAAAUCGUAGAUGUUUUGAUGGUUUAUCAACUUCAAAUCAUGCACUCAAGGCUAAAUGUUUUUUACAACUCUUUAGUUGGUGCAAACUCUCCCCUGUAAAUUCCCCUGAGCUUUUUUUGGAUUUUGUUAGCUCCCUGGAACUAUAG
Molecule: messenger RNA, 1314 nt
Organism: Nicotiana attenuata
Lineage: Eukaryota; Viridiplantae; Streptophyta; Magnoliopsida; Solanales; Solanaceae
Exons: 2
Coding region: 1-1314 (437 amino acids)
Source: RefSeq, a predicted model, not a curated record